AACUGUUGGCCGAGUCUUGCAACAAAAUGUCAUCAUCAAAACUUACGAAAUUUUCUGCGGAUACUUUACCAUUAAAAUCAGUAAGCGGCACUUCAGCAAGCGAAAGGAAACCUCUAAGUGGGCGAACUUCUUAGCCAAAGGAAAAAAUGAAGGACUUAGUCAAGGAUUAUCGGGUAACAACGAAAUGUAAUGAACCGGUAAAUCAAACUACGGAUAAGAUGCCAAGAACUUUACAACUGGAGUCAGGAUAAUAAGAGUCUUUCAAAAGUCGGAAUGCUGUUUCUAAUGAGAUUGCCAGAGAUUGUCAGCGUGAAGUCAACGGAGACGGGCAAUUGCAAUUCCACAUAUAUCGAUGACUCCGAAAAGAGGGGUAAAAUAAUACCGAAACCGGCGUAUCUGCACAAUCCAAGGAAGGAUGUGAUAUCCAGAUUCAAUAUGUGGAAGCUUAAAUGACUCUGGGAUAACAAUUUCAGUGAGGCCGAAUUCAUUGCGGCAGCCUUUGUCGUGACGAACGUUCAGUCAAUUGGUAAAUACACAACACCCGCGGAAUUUCUGCAGAUCACGAAAGAUAUGUUGUUGUCCCGCAACGAUUCCCAAUUACAGUUGGUGCGCUUCGAAAAGGAGCGUCUGCUUCUGGCGAUACCAAUAAAUGUGGCAUCACGGCAAAACUAUGGCGCGGCAAAAUAAUACGCGUUCAUUGUUUGUUGGCCAAUACAAAGGUUGUUCAGCGAACUGGUGGAUAUCAACGAUGUCUUGGCUCGUAUGAAUACCGAACCGAUGUCGCCAGUUGAGGUUACUGUGCCCCAUCGCAUAGUGUUCGCCGAAAUCUUUUUACGAUUUCGAGGGGACUAAAUAGACAAAACAGGAUGACAAGAAUUGAAUCCAAGCCAACCGUAAACCUCAUUCGACCCCGCCGACACAUCAGACGCUUCUAGAUCAUGCAUCAAGUCUAAUGCUUGGGAAAGUGCUGUCGCGUAUUAACGAUCCUUCUACAAAGUCUUUGAUCCCCAAUUAUAUCCCAAAAAUUUUCUGUAAAUCCAAAAUUAUUUAAAUUUUCUCAAUAACACAUUAUUUACAAAUUAUAAACUGCUAAAGGUUUAGAAAUGCGGGUAGUUAUCGUGUGUAGCUUUGAGCUCACACCUAAAUUUGUCACUGUUGUUGUAGUUUCUUUGUCAUGAAGUGAGGUCUAUACACACACACUUGUAUUGGUAUGAAACGAUGUUGUAAUGAGCCACAUUACACGAUUCACAGUUGUUAGCUGUUACCAUUGUCGUUUGGCUCUAAUUAGUUUUCAAAUAUGGGCUUGCCCUCACUCGCAUCACUCGCAUUGUCCCAAUCAAUUUCAAUCCGUAAGCCUAAAGAAAUGAGAAAACACAUAUACACACAUUGUAUAUCAUUACAUAUUUCUUUUUCACUUUGUCGACAUGUUUUACACAUUUUUGCAUAAUAAUUUGUACAUGCUAAACAACUUUUCCAUAUGAUGAAGGUUG
Molecule: messenger RNA, 1490 nt
Organism: Drosophila albomicans
Lineage: Eukaryota; Metazoa; Arthropoda; Insecta; Diptera; Drosophilidae
Biological process (GO): inner mitochondrial membrane organization; protein insertion into mitochondrial inner membrane from matrix
Cellular component (GO): mitochondrial inner membrane
Molecular function (GO): ribosome binding
Source: RefSeq, a predicted model, not a curated record